Messenger RNA from Penicillium nucicola, 1317 nucleotides. RefSeq lists its product as uncharacterized. Lineage: Eukaryota; Fungi; Ascomycota; Eurotiomycetes; Eurotiales; Aspergillaceae. The coding region runs from base 1 to 1317 and encodes 438 amino acids. Gene Ontology annotation, biological process: transmembrane transport. The record is from RefSeq and is a predicted model, not a curated record. Gene Ontology annotation, molecular function: transmembrane transporter activity. The transcript is spliced from 4 exons.
AUGGCCCUAGAUCAUGACGAGCCAUGGGGCCUGCGGUGGCGAUCAUCUCCAUACUUCAUUGUCACAGCCCUCGCGGUGGCCUUGCUCACAGAUGAAUAUCUAUAUGGAUUCCUCGUUCCCAUCCUCCCUUUUAUCGUGGAGACUCGUUUGGGCAUUGACGCGUCGCUCACCCAGCGGAUUAGCCUGGCGUUGCUGUCCGAGAGUGCGCUUGUCAGUGUGAUCGCAAGUCCAAUCAUUGGACACUAUGCCGAUCGCUCGCCUGCAAAACGGGCUUGGCUCUUGUCUGGACUGGUGAUUGCCUUAUUGGGCUCGUUGAUUCUUGCCUUGGCCAAUUCAUUAAUUAUUCUCUUCGCCGGGCGUUUGAUGCAAGCCCUUGGGAGCGCCUGUGUUUGGGUGAUCGGGUUCGCAACUAUUGCCGAUCAGGUGCCCGCAGAAGACCUGGGUAAAGUCUAUGGCUUCGUGGCGAUUGCAAUUUCCGCUGGCACGUCCGGGGGUCCGCUUGUCGCGGGUAUCCUGUUUGACAUGGGAGGCUAUUGGAUUGCCUGGUCUAGUGUCCUCGUGGUUAUUGUGUUUGAUAUUGUUCUCCGGGGGUUGAUGCUAGAGAAUACGCAGCCUGGCCCAGCUCCAUCCAAGGUCGCCAACGAUACCGAGAGAGAUGCUCUCAUUCCUCCACCGACAAGCUUGGAGAAUCAGCAAGAUGGACAUCCGGACGAGAUGACCGGAAUCGCAAUGUAUCUCUCUUUGUUUCGCAACGGUCGCUUCCUCGGGGGAGUGGUCAGCUAUUUCUGCUUCGCGGUUCUCACUGCCAGUUUUGAUACGACUCUCCCACUUCAUGUGCGUGACACGUUUCACUGGAACAGCCUCCCCGCAGGUCUAUUGUUUGCCGCUUUUCAAGGUCCUGCCAUCUUCCUUGCGGUUCCUGUCGGCUGGCUGAAAGAUCAGGUGGGCACGCGACACCCAACCACCAAUGGGUUUCUUCUUCUUGCUCCUCUCUUGUGGGUGAUUGGCAUCCCUGGCGAUGCACGAUUCCCAUGGGCCACGCACGGCGACCUUGGCCAGAUCAUAUACAGCGUUGCGGUCACCUGUACCGGGGUUGUCAUCUGUCUGUUGAACGGGGUCGGGAUGAUUGAAGCCACUCAGGCGGUUGAUGAGAUGCAAGACGCGAAUCCGGGGAUUUUCGGGCGCCAUGGAGGAUAUUCCCGAGCGAUCUCGGUGGUCAGCGUGAGCUGGACUCUGGGGAUGUUCUUCGGUCCCAUUCUGUCGGGGUAUGCCACGGAGCAAAUCGGAUACUAUGCAAUGAACUGUUGGUUAGGUUAG